Engraulis encrasicolus (European anchovy) is the source of this 1239-nucleotide messenger RNA. RefSeq lists its product as uncharacterized. The record is from RefSeq and is a predicted model, not a curated record. The annotation marks the transcript as partial. The transcript is spliced from 3 exons. NCBI's taxonomy places the organism in Eukaryota, Metazoa, Chordata, Actinopteri, Clupeiformes, Engraulidae.
ACAUGAUCAAUUGGGUCUGCAGGAGCUGGCCAAGGCCGUGGUGGUGCCACUGAAGACUGGUCUCCGCUCCUUCAACAACAUCUCACAGAUGCUGCUCAGCGUCAAUGCGGACAUCGUCCUUCCUGGAUGCCAGACCUUUGACGAGAUCCGACAAGAGAUCGAGAAGAUGAAGAAGCAAAUGGUGGAGUCGGAGCAGGUGGCCAGAGCGGAGCUCCAGCGUGUGGAUGAGGAUACGGAACGCUACACGGCAGAGCAGAGUGAACUAGCGAGGCAGAAAAGGCAGCGAGAGGGAGAGUUGGGUGACCUUAAGAGACACCUAGAUUCUCAUAAAGCCUCGUUAGAUAGUAACAAUAGAUCAUUGGCAAGUGCAAGAAGAAACAAGGAGACAGCAGAACAGACCCUCAGGGACAUGAGAGCGAAGAGAGAUGAGGCAGAGAGAAUAAGGAAUAUUGGGAUAGGUCUCAUGGCUAUUCCAAUUGUUGGAUGGAUAGCUGGGGGAACGAUGGUGGGUGUUGGUCAAGUAGACAUGAACUGGGCUUCUGAAGCAGCAGGUAAUGCCAGAAGGGAAGUGCAGAACUGCGAGGGUCGUGUGCAACAUUACUCCAACGAAGUGUCUAGCUGCAGCUCCCGGAUCUCCAACACGGAACGGGACAUCCAAGCGACGGACAGCCGGAUCAAGGACACCGAGUACAAGCUGCGGGACCUGGCUGCGAAGCGGGAGGUUGUGGCAGACGUGCAAGAGAAGAUGCAGAGAUUGGUGCGUCAACUGGGGCUGGUGAGUGGUGUGGCGAGUGUGGCAGAGCUGCAGACCAGGCGCCUGGUCCUGAUGGAGCCCAUACUGGCAGUGAUGGAGGAGAUGAAUACAACGCUGGCUAAGAUCGCUGGCAACCAGCUGAUGCAGGCAGAGGGCAUCCAGAGCCUUAUGGUAGAAAUGAGGGGCAACCUAGCCCAACUGCAGGAGAAGACAGAGAAUUCCCUUUCAGAUGAGAUUAAGGACUUAUACUGAUGCAUUGUGUUUAGGCAGUAGGCACCAGGCAGCCGUGGCCUAGUGGUUAGAGAGUUGGUCUUUCAAUUUAGGGGUUGCCGGUUUGAAUCCCCCCCCUAACCUCUCCCUACACCUCCAUCCAUGGCUGAAGUGCCCUUCAGCAAGGCACCUAACCCCACAUUGCUCCUGGGACUGUAACCAAUACCCUGAAAAAUAAUCGUUGUUAGUCGCUUUGAAUAAUAAAAAAAAAUGAA